UGUCAUUGCAACCGAGUUAAAUUCCUUUCUCUACACUGCAAUACGCAAUCAUUAAAAGCAGAAGGACAAGGAAGCUACAUUUACGGGCGACAGAGUUACUGUUUGGAGAGACGUCAUGUCAGAUGAUAUGGCUGGCAAAUGAAUGGGGUAAAACAAUGGAGGAACUCUUCGUCCUGUCCAUGGGGCUGGCUACUGCUCCAGUCUCUCUCUCACUGUACCUCUCAUCUCUGUGAUUAUUCACAUGAGCCCCGGCAGAAAAGGAAAGCAGCCGCUGCACAAGGUCCAGCAGAGAUAGCCCGGGACAGAAGGGAAUACACACAGAGGAAUAAGGUGCUGCAGCCCUUUCUGGACCAGGCCAGGUGAACAGCUUGCUUCAGGAAUCAGUGACUUAUCCAGUGUCGUUAUGGCAAAGACUGCAAGGACAGUGUGAAAUACUGGUGUAAAGGACACACCAAGCAGUUCUGUGACAUUGUGGUAAAAACUGAUGCCCUCCAGACAAACAACAGGAUAUCCAUUAGAGAUAAUAAAACUGAAGGAGUGUUCACUGUAACUAUGAGGGAGCUGAGAGAAGAGGAUGAAGGAUGGUACUGGUGUGGAAUAGAACAAACCGGCUUUGAUGAAGGCACUUCUGUGCAUCUCACUGUCAACAAAGGAACAUUGAAACCAACCACUGGGACACCAAAAACAACAAUACCAAGAACAACAGAAAGAGCAGCCCCAGCCACUGCAAGCACUGCUGUGAACAUCUCUUCAUCUCCUGGACAAACAGGACCCACUGCUCAACGAGAAGGGGAUACCAGUAUUUUAACGAUAGUUCUUUCAGUUGUCUGCGGAUGCCUGCUGUUGUUGUGUAUGCUGUGUCUAAUGAUCAGGAUGAAGAUUAACAGGGAUAAACAAAAAGGAAACAUAAUGAGCAGCACACAACCUUCCCCAACAUGUACAACAGUAAGAUUUCAGAACAAUGCACAGAUGCCAGCAAGUGAUGAUGGAAUCUAUGCAAGUAUGAAUUCUUCCCAGAGGCAAACACAAGAACUGCAUUCUGAUUCCGAGGACGGUUCCACUGAUAAUGACUUGAUCAGCAGUCACGCAGAGGCACAGUAGAAAAACACCAAGCGUCCCGGAGCGCCUGGAUGUAAUCCAGUCCUGGGACACCUGCAUGAAGUGCUUGAGUCGCAGAAACUAUACCUCCUUGUGUGAAUAGCUGGGGAGCAAAAAAUGAUCAGGUUCUCAUUAAAUGUAGGGCAAAUGGCAUAUAACUGUUGCCUUCAAUAUUAUGUUCAACUAGUCGUUGUAAUAAAUACAACACAGUAAACACUGUGCUUUUUCAAAUUUGUAUUCAGAGAUCCUCACCUCAGUCUCCAUGACUAAGUGGGUUAUCAGCGAAAUGCUUGGGCAGUGGGUUUAUUUUUCAGGAUUUGGUUGGUAUUGAUGAUUAUUGAAAUUGCUUUUUCAUUUGUGUAGGAUAUCUUAAUCAUUAUUCAACUGUAUGACUUUUCUAACAAUUGCCUGUGUAGCAUUGCCUUGGUUUAAUCUGCUCAUAUCUCUGAUUUAUUGUAUCUGUAUAGCUGUGCUACUAAGGACUAGCUGAAGAUUACUGCUUUCCCUAUUCUAGUAACACUUUGGUAUCUCUGUCUUCAUAUAUAACUUUUGUAUUUGCUGUUGAAAUAAAAUAUAUAAAUAUAUAAUAA
Molecule: messenger RNA, 1688 nt
Organism: Polyodon spathula (Mississippi paddlefish)
Lineage: Eukaryota; Metazoa; Chordata; Actinopteri; Acipenseriformes; Polyodontidae
Product: CMRF35-like molecule 1
Exons: 6
Coding region: 553-1101 (182 amino acids)
Source: RefSeq, a predicted model, not a curated record